AUGGAGGCCGUACUGGACAUGGUUGUGGUAGUACUCAAGGAAGCUUCUAAAACCAUCAGGGAUCGGGAAACUCAUCUACAUGUUCUGAAUGUGAGAGAUCUCACUUUGGCACCUGUUGAUGAUUCAGAGACCUUUCAGAUGACAAACCUUGCAGAGGUUAUCAAUAUGUCAGCCUGUUUUGUGAAACCUCACAAGGAUCUCUUCAACAGGCAUUUAUACAUAUCAAAAGAUGUCAUCUUCCAGGAGGACCUUCAUCUUGCCAAUUCAUUGAUACUGACUACUUCACACAAUCUGAAGGUUCUACUCAAUGCAGCCUGUAAAGCAGCUGCAGUGAUUCCUUCUGAGACACCAGGCCUACUCACUAUGACCUGUCAAGAGACUGCAGUGAUUCCUGAUUCAUCAAUUGAUGAUCUGUUCAUUGAUGAGAAAAUUCAACCUGAGUUGCAGAAUACACUGAACUCUCUGAAAUUCACAGUUGAAUCUGAUGACUCUUCAACAUCUACAAGAAAUAUCACUAUAGUGGAGGAAUUAACAGUGAGGGAAUCUUCAGUGAGAGACAGUCUUGAAGAUCUACUCACUGAUUCUGAGAUCACUGCAUUUCUGAUUCUGAAAAACCUCACACAUGUCAAAGCUUUCAUGAAAUGA
This is a messenger RNA of Blastomyces dermatitidis ER-3, 645 nucleotides long. RefSeq lists its product as uncharacterized. The record is from RefSeq and is a predicted model, not a curated record. Lineage: Eukaryota; Fungi; Ascomycota; Eurotiomycetes; Onygenales; Ajellomycetaceae. Bases 1 to 645 code for a protein of 214 amino acids. The transcript is spliced from 3 exons.